GACAACAGUGCGCUACGCUAACAUCAUGUCGCUUCUUUGUGGUGCGUUAUUCGUUCCCACAGUGGAGCCGUGAGGAAAAUACAUGACCUGCUUAUUUUGUGUGUUUAGUGUGAUUGGAUAUAUGAGUUGUCUAGGAUGACACAUUUAAUAGCAAUACAGCUAGCAUAGGAACUUAGGGUUGAUAGUUUAUUGCUGUGGCAGCAGCGCUCAUUCAAUUUUUUAGCAUGCUAGCAAGUUGGUGUUAGCACACCCACCUGAACUAUGUAUCAAAGGAUAAAUGCACAGUGUCUGUAACGUGAAACCAGAUCAUAAAGACACAACUUUGCAUGGGUGUAGCUUACUGCAUUGUUUACGGAAUCACCAAAAGUGAAAAUGAUGAGGAAUAACAAAGGAGACACUAAACAUAACGUUAGAACUACCCGCCGGAGGAAGGAUGUGCACAAAGAUGUAUCGUUAACUGGCGCGAUUGUACCAGAGACCCCGGAGUCCAAACGGCCCAGUGGACCAGGGUCCAGCUGUAUUGUGCUGGAUUCAGAUCCGGGGGCAGACACGUCUGACACCGACCUGUCGGGGAGCUCACUGUUCAAAGACAAAGAGCAGGAGCAGUCUGACAAGAAUGUGAUUGUUCUGUCAGAUCAAUCAGAAGAGACUGAAGAUAGUGCAGAUGAGGUGAGCCCCUCAUCGCCUCAAGUCUCCACAAAAUGGUCAGGAGAAUCAGAGGCAGCCUGUAAAAGGAAAUGGGAGAUAGACGAGUCGCAGCCGAGUUCUGAUUUGCUCCCCAGAAAAAAGCGGAAGCCAUCCGUGACCGACGAUUCAGAGAACGAGGGCCCAGAGCCCACCUGGAAGGAGCAGGAGGACAUGGUGAAGAAACUGCAGAUCCACUUCCCUCACCUGGACAAGGAGGGACUGAGGGAUGUGCUGCAUGAACAUGACUGGCUGUAUGAGGACACACUGGAAGCUCUGCGGAUGUUCUCUGAAGAAGCCGAGGUGCCUGCGGAGAACGAUGCUCCUUCCCCCAAACCCUCCAGGCGUGACGUGUCCCCUCCCUCACGGUCCAGCAUCACACGGACGGCGUCCCAGCCCACUAAAGCCACGCCCAAACCUACGCUGGAGCCGUCCAGCCCGAAAAGACCUCACAGAACCGCAGAGGAGGUCCCACAGAACGGAACCAGAGUGCUGCGGAAACGGAACCCGCGGCCUGUGGUGAGCUACGACUUGGACUCUGACAGCGAUGGUGGUGUAGCCAAGGCCGUCAGUGACUUUGAGGCGUUGACGUCAGACUCUGAUUCGGAGGGCGAGGGCAGCCAGCGCCUGACCGCGCAGACGAAACAGAUCUUGGACUUCUUCCAGGAGGCGUCCAUGGAGGAGCUGUCGCUCAUCGAAGGCUGCUCGGCCAAGAAGGCCCUGAAGAUCGUGGAGCUCAGGCCUUUCAAGAAUUGGCGAGACCUGGAUAAGGCCCUGAGCGGCGGUAACGGGCUGUCGAUGGAGCUUCUGGCGGGCUGCCGGGAGGUGUUGCGGGAGCGGGACGUGGUGCAGCGCCUCAUGGGCCACUGCGAGGAGAUCGCCCAGAAGAUGAGCCGCGACGUCACCCAGGUGCUGGAGAGCGGCACAGGGUCCAUGGAGCAGCCACGCGUCCUCAACGACACGUUCAAGCUGAAGCCGUACCAGCUGGUGGGACUGCGUUGGCUCACCCUGCUUCACCAGCACAACCUCAGCGGCAUCCUGGCAGACGAGAUGGGUUUGGGGAAGACCAUUCAGGCCAUCGCCUUCCUGGCCAGCUUGUAUCAGGAGGGGAACCGCGGGCCACACCUCAUCGUUGUGCCUGCCUCCACACUAGAUAACUGGGUGCGUGAGCUGAAUCUGUGGUGCCCCAGCCUUGAGGUCCUCGUUUAUCACGGCACGGCCGAGGAACGCCGCUUCACCCGAUACGAGGCCCUCAACAACAUGGUGGAAUACAACAUCAUCGUGACCACGUACAACAAGCGAUAAGGAACUCAAGUGACAGAGGUCUGUUCAAUAGCUGAAGCUUCUGGGUAUGCUGUGUUUGACGAGGGCCACAUGCUGAAGAACAUGAACUCACUGCGCUAUCGCCACCUCAUGGCCAUCAACGCGGAUCACCGGCUGCUGCUGACAGGCACGCCCCUGCAGAAUAACCUUCUGGAGCUCAUGUCCCUGCUCAACUUCAUCAUGCCCUCCAUGUUCUCCAGCUCCACCGCCCAGAUCGCCCGCCUGUUCUCCAUGAACUCUUCUGAAGGGCAGAGCAGCUUUGAGAGGAAGCGCAUCACCCACGCCAAGCUCAUUAUGAAGCCUUUCAUCCUCAGACGCGUCAAGAGUGAGGUGCUGAAGCAGCUGCCAGCUAAAGAGGAGUCUGUGGAGUUCUGCCCCAUGAGCGCCAAGCAGCAGCAGCUCUACAGCGCCCUCAUCAGGAAGCUGAAGGGCACCACCACCAAUGGAGAGAAGCGUGAGCUGACCAAUGCGAUGAUGCAUCUGCGCAAGAUGGCCAACCACCCGCUGCUGCACCGUCAGUACUACACCUCUGAGCGCCUGACCACCAUGAGCAAACUCAUGCUGAACGAGCUGACCCACCGGGACUCGGACCCGGUCCUGGUGAAGGAGGACAUGGAGGUGAUGUCGGACUUUGAGCUGCACCGGCUAUGCCAGCAGUACUCUGCUCUGAGGGAGUGCAAGCUGGGCUCUGACCUGCUGCUGGACUCCGGGAAGCUGCACUUUCUCACAAAGCUGCUGGCGUCCCUCAAAGAGGAGGGGUCCCGAGUAGUGCUCUUCAGCCAAUUCACCAUGAUGCUCGACAUCCUCGAAAUCUUCCUCAAGCAUCACAGCCACCGCUACAUCCGAUUGGACGGCUCAACGCCCAUGGCUGACAGGAUUGGCCUGAUCGACGAGUUCAACACGGACCAGGACAUCUUUGUGUUUCUGUUGUCAACCAAGGCAGGGGGGCUGGGCAUCAAUUUGACUUCUGCCAACGUGGUCAUCUUACACGACAUCGACUGCAACCCGUACAAUGACAAACAGGCAGAGGAUCGUUGCCACCGCGUGGGUCAGACAAGGACAGUGAAGGUGAUCAGGCUUAUCAGCAAAGAUUCCAUAGAGGACGGUAUGCUGCGCAUCGGACAGAAGAAGCUCAAACUGGAACAGGACAUGACCGCCUGCGAGGGUGAGGAGGAUAACAUAUCCGACGAUAUGGCCUCUCUCCUGAAGGCAUCAUUGGGACUGUAACGGCUGUAACAUUUUUGCUGAAGGUAGCAAAUCUCUAGUGUGUAAAUGCCAGAUAGGAGGCAUGUUGACAGUUGUAAGAUACAAGAUACAAGUGUUUUUAUUUCAUUGUUUUUUUUAUUUUU
Alosa alosa (allis shad) is the source of this 3356-nucleotide messenger RNA. RefSeq names its product SWI/SNF-related, matrix-associated actin-dependent regulator of chromatin, subfamily a, containing DEAD/H box 1 b (gene smarcad1b). NCBI's taxonomy places the organism in Eukaryota, Metazoa, Chordata, Actinopteri, Clupeiformes, Clupeidae. Gene Ontology annotation, cellular component: nucleus. The record is from RefSeq and is a predicted model, not a curated record. The transcript has 23 exons. Gene Ontology annotation, molecular function: DNA binding; ATP binding; ATP-dependent chromatin remodeler activity.